CAAGUGAUCAAAGAAGAACCAAGAGAACCCACCAGGUCCCUCCAUCCUUUGUGUUCGCAGCAUACAAUCGGUUCCUUUAUUCUUCGUGCGACCACUAGUUUCCACGUCCGCAAGCAAGGCCAAAUCGACCAAGUCCAUCCUUUUACUUACCACCCAUACUGGCGGUACAGACUUGGAUCUACCUUUGCCAAUCAACGCAGCCGAAUAACAGACUCAACAAUGUCGGAUCAGAAACACGCUCCUACCUCGCGGGCAAAACCCCCACCGGCCGGUGAAGAAGAAGCAGGCGCUGUUCUCAAACUGGGCGAGUUCCAGGACGUCGACACGCUGACACUGUCGGAAGCGUCACUCGUCAUCAACGCCCUCAUGGCCAAACGAAAAAAGGAUCGCAAGGACCGGAACGAGACGGACGCGCUCAACCAGACACUCGACUACCUCGAUGCAUUUGCUCGGUUCAAGGCGAAGGAGAAUGUGGAGGCUGUCGAGCGGCUGCUGAGCACGCACAAGGAAUUGAGCAAAUUCGAAAGGGCCCAGAUUGUCCCUCUAGGAUCCCUUUGCUGCGAUACCGCCGAUGAGUGCAAGACCUUGAUUCCUUCCUUGGCGGACAAAAUCAGCGACGAGGACUUGGGAGAGCUGCUGGAUGAAUUGGAGAAGCUUCUGUGA
Molecule: messenger RNA, 663 nt
Organism: Podospora anserina S mat+
Lineage: Eukaryota; Fungi; Ascomycota; Sordariomycetes; Sordariales; Podosporaceae
Exons: 2
Biological process (GO): positive regulation of translational initiation; mRNA export from nucleus in response to heat stress; transcription initiation at RNA polymerase II promoter
Cellular component (GO): RNA polymerase II, core complex; P-body
Molecular function (GO): nucleotide binding; translation initiation factor binding
Source: RefSeq, a predicted model, not a curated record